Guyanagaster necrorhizus is the source of this 1587-nucleotide messenger RNA. RefSeq lists its product as uncharacterized. Bases 152 to 1459 code for a protein of 435 amino acids. The transcript is spliced from 5 exons. The record is from RefSeq and is a predicted model, not a curated record. Lineage: Eukaryota; Fungi; Basidiomycota; Agaricomycetes; Agaricales; Physalacriaceae.
CCACCUGAUAUUAAUAGCUAGAUCUGAAUAGAUAGACUAUUACGUCCACGACCAACAAUCCAUUCAUCUUCGGACUAGAUUCUUCAGGUGGCAGCAUCAGUACAAUGUCCAGAAACAAUAGCGGUGUGGCAACAUGGAGUAGUUUUGCGACAUGACCAAAAUAGGUGAUAUCGCAGAAAGACGGCGCACCAAACUAACGACACAUCCACGGCUUUAUGAGCCGUCCGGUUCACCUUUCUUCUGUUCACCCUCUUCCGCGAGCCAGCGUCCUCUGAGAUCUUCCCUCCGUCCUAUCCGUCAUUGGCGAAUGUCAUUGCCAUUCGACACCUCUUUCGAAGAAUUGAUCUUACCUGAGGUUGAUACGGUACUGGGAGACCUACUCACACUGGCGAGGCAGUUGAUAGACAUGAGCGAUUCAUUGCCGGCCGAAAUGAGUAUCGACAGAGACGCCGUGGGAUUCGAAGUCGCGGGUCCGCCUAUCAACCCGAUAGCAGCCCCAAUGAACGGAACAGAACGCGUCCCAACCUCGCCCUACACGUGUACGGAGGCCGAUAAGUACACUGACGCGCACGAAGCUUUGGAUUCGUUUUUCCGAAUUAAACGGGUCUACAGCAAAUUCGGGAGAGAGGGAGUAAAGAACUCUGACCGAACUCAAUCUCAGAAAACUAGACGCUCAUUUCCUGCCACCCGUCCUAAUGUGGAUGGUGCCUCCGUACACCCAAGCCCCAAGGUAGAAGUGCAACGCUCGUUUAUACCAGGGCCACCGAUUUAUGCCGACGCGACAAUCCCAUUCGCUUACUCCCGGACUCAUACCCAGCCUAUCUCUCCAUAUGAUUCUUGCAGUCGUGCCAUUCCAGUUAGCGCUCCAGUCCCAAACUUUAAUUUCUCCAGCGGCUACGAGCAGUGGAGGUCUCCCGCUCAGAAUCCACCAAAUAACGCAUAUAUGCACUCAAAGCCUGGCCCGAUAGCCCAGCCAAACUUCACAACGGGGUUUAAUGCCGUUCAGCGCAUCGUCAAGCCCCAGACCAAGUCUCCCCGGGGGCGCCGAGUCUACAACGCCCCACUGGCGCCUCGUUUUACCGCUGCCGCUGCCCCUAGUUUCCCCACGAACUUCGGCAUCAAUCCACAUGAUGUCAACGCAGCGGAACGAAUCCCUCCUGCGGUUCCUCGGUUCGAUCUCGGUGCUCUUGCAGUCAAGCCGCCUGUGAGAGAACCAGAGGCGCAAACGUCGCGCGUCAUAAAGGCUAAUCAAGAGAGGCCUGUGUUUACCAAUCCCUGGGAUAAUAACAAGAUUAUCGAGGAGGAUACGUGGUCCGAUCCUGCUCCGGCCGCAGGUGUGCAGGAUGACGCACCAGUCGAGACCUCCAAUAGUCAGGAUCAACGUCCAAGCAACCACCUCUCGUACCAAGAUCGAAGGACUCGACUACAACGUCCCGUUCGAGCACAUCUUCGACCUUGACCUUGCUGACCCAAGAAUCGCCUGGUGGACUGAUCGUUUCAACGAGAUGCGUGCCCUUGGGAUGAUUUGACUCUGUACCUGUAUUCGUGUAUCCGACUGUAAACAUAGCAUGAAUACGGACAAUCUGA